Coregonus clupeaformis (lake whitefish) is the source of this 1047-nucleotide messenger RNA. Its product is annotated as extensin-1-like. The transcript has a single exon. The record is from RefSeq and is a predicted model, not a curated record. Lineage: Eukaryota; Metazoa; Chordata; Actinopteri; Salmoniformes; Salmonidae. Bases 1 to 1047 code for a protein of 348 amino acids.
AUGUUUCACCCCAACACUCCCAUCACGUUUCACCCCAACGCUCCCAUCACGUUUCACCCCAACGCUCCCAUCACGUUUCACCCCAACGCUCCCAUCACGUUUCACCCCAACACUCCCAUCCCGUUUCACCCCAACACUCCCAUCACGUUUCACCCCAACACUCCCAUCACGUUUCACCCCAACACUCCCAUCACGUUUCACCCCAACACUCCCAUCACGUUUCACCCCAACACUCCCAUCCCGUUUCACCCCAACACUCCCAUCAUGUUUCACCCCAACACUCCCAUCACGUUUCACCCCAACACUCCCAUCACGUUUCACCCCAACACUCCCAUCACGUUUCACCCCAACACUCCCAUCAUGUUUCACCCCAACACUCCCAUCACGUUUCACCCCAACACUCCCAUCCCGUUUCACCCCAACACUCCCAUCAUGUUUCACCCCCAACACUCCCAUCAUGUUUCACCCCAACACUCCCAUCACGUUUCACCCCAACACUCCGUCACGUUUCACCCCAACACUCCCAUCACGUUUCACCCCAACACUCCCAUCACGUUUCACCCCAACACUCCCAUCACGUUUCACCCCAACACUCCCAUCCCGUUUCACCCCAACACUCCCAUCAUGUUUCACCCCAACACUCCCAUCACGUUUCACCCCAACACUCCCAUCCCGUUUCACCCCAACACUCCCAUCAUGUUUCACCCCAACACUCCCAUCAUGUUUCACCCCAACACUCCCAUCACGUUUCACCCCAACACUCCCAUCACGUUUCACCCCAACACUCCCAUCACGUUUCACCCCAACACUCCCAUCACGUUUCACCCCAACACUCCCAUCAUGUUUCACCCCAACACUCCCAUCCCGUUUCACCCCAACACUCCCAUCAUGUUUCACCCCAACACUCCCAUCCCGUUUCACCCCAACACUCCCAUCAUGUUUCACCCCAACACUCCCAUCAUGUUUCACCCCAACACUCCCAUCACGUUUCACCCCAACACUCCCAUCAUGUUUCACCCCAACACUCCUAUUACUUUUCCUCCCUAA